ACUGCAAAUAAUGUUGUUGAUGUGUGUGUCUGUGUGUCGUUGCCUCGUACCCACGAACUUUAUAGAAACGAACAUUUCUGAGGCCUGAGCGAUGUUUGUGUGCUUUUCUAGUCUUUUUCGCUCUGGUGUCUGCUAAUGCAUGACAUUUACGUUCACGCCAUCACGACUUUCCUGCGUGUUGGUUAAGUCAUACCAGAGGUUAAGAUAGCCCUUUUCUUCUGACAAUCAGUUGAUGGAAAUGAAGAAACUACGGGGGCAAUUCCGAAGUACUAUAUGGGAUCCAACAUUGAUCCUGUCUCAAAUUUUGUCAGUGCAAUUCAUAUUCUACUGCUGUCUAGGUCUAUGGUUGUUGUUAGUAAAUGCUGUCAGUGGAGCAUAUUGUUCCUUAGAUCUUCUUUUUAAGUAUGAGGAAAUACACGUUCAGAACUUUGGUGGUAGAGCAGUCAUUGCAGCAUUUGUCCUUAACAGUCUCACUGGGGCCAUUGCCUUAUGGUUCAUCGUUUGUCGUACAAAGCAGUGUUUGGACUUUGCUGCAACUGCACAUUUUCUUCACCUGCUGAUAUGUUGGCACUAUAAUAGUCAUUUUCCAGCAACACUUUCAUGGUGGCUCUUAAAUGCGGCUUGUGUCACUAUCAUGUGUGUAUAUGGAGAGUACUUGUGCUUACGGACUGAACUUCAGGCAAUUCCUUUGAGUGUAGGCCCAAAGGCUGACUUAUAAUAUUAAUCUUUUCUUUCAAAUGUUGGUUACAACUCUUAUUUUAAGCUAAUAGCUCGUCAAGAAAAAUUGAGGAUUCUGAUUUGUUCUGAAAACCUCACAUCAAACUAAAUUAAAAUGUGAUUCUGCUUUAAAAAUCAGAAGUACAUUUAGUCAGGACCUUUGUUUAAUAUUUGUGAAAUAGUUUUAUUUUUAUACAAGUAUUGUAUUGAUAAUUUAGUGCCUUAUAAGUGUUAAUACUUUACCAAAGAGAUGGAAAUAAUUAAUAUUAUUAUUAUUAUUAAGUAUAUUUGUAGAUGACUGUUACUUGUCUUUCAACUGACACACUCCACGAAUGUUUUUAUUUUUAAACGCGUUUACUUGGUAAAUGAUGUACUAGUUCAUUCUAAAUUUUGCACUCUACUUUCAUCAUGUUUAAAGAAAAUAAGGGUGAGUGAGGUGCAAGAAAUAUAUUUUACCAAAAAAAUUUA
Molecule: messenger RNA, 1185 nt
Organism: Thrips palmi
Lineage: Eukaryota; Metazoa; Arthropoda; Insecta; Thysanoptera; Thripidae
Gene: Sys1
Product: protein SYS1 homolog
Exons: 3
Coding region: 233-718 (161 amino acids)
Biological process (GO): Golgi to plasma membrane protein transport; Golgi to endosome transport; protein localization to Golgi apparatus
Cellular component (GO): Golgi membrane; trans-Golgi network
Source: RefSeq, a predicted model, not a curated record